AUGGGCUGCGUGCACUGCAAGGAGAAGGUGGCCGGCAAGGGGCAGGCGGGGAGCAGCGCGGGGCCCUCGUCGGCCCCCACCCUGCAGUACGACCCCGACCCCGCGCAGCUCGGCGGCGCCUUCACCCACAUCCCCGACUUCAACAACUUCCACGGCACCGCCGUGCCCACCGCUGCGCCCUUCGCGGGGCCGGGCUUUUACCCCUCCAACACGCUGCAGGCGCACAGCAGCAGCAUCACAGGUGGGGGCGUGACGCUUUUCGUCGCCCUGUACGACUACGAGGCCAGGACGGAGGAUGACCUGAGUUUUCAGAAAGGGGAGAAGUUCCACAUCAUCAACAACACCGAGGGUGACUGGUGGGAGGCCAGGUCGCUGAGCUCGGGUGACACGGGCUACAUCCCCAGCAACUACGUGGCCCCCGUGGACUCCAUCCAGGCAGAGGAGUGGUACUUCGGGAAGAUCGGGCGCAAGGAUGCAGAGCGGCAACUCCUGUGCCACGGCAACUGCAGGGGCACCUUCCUCAUCCGGGAGAGCGAGACAACGAAAGGCGCCUACUCCCUCUCCAUCCGGGACUGGGACGAGGCCAAGGGCGACCACGUGAAGCACUAUAAGAUCCGAAAGCUGGACAGCGGGGGGUACUACAUCACCACGCGGGCCCAGUUCGACACCGUGCAGCAGCUGGUCCAGCACUAUAUAGAACGGGCGGCCGGGCUGUGCUGCCGCCUGGCCGUGCCGUGCCCCAAGGGGACCCCCAAGCUGGCCGACCUCUCGGUCAAAACCAAAGACGUGUGGGAGAUCCCCCGCGAGUCCCUCCAGCUCCUCAAGAAGCUGGGCAACGGGCAGUUCGGAGAAGUGUGGAUGGGCACGUGGAACGGCACCACCAAGGUGGCGGUGAAGACUCUGAAGCCGGGCACCAUGUCCCCCGAGGCCUUCCUGGAGGAGGCUCAGAUCAUGAAGCGGCUGCGGCACGACAAGCUGGUGCAGCUCUACGCCGUGGUGUCGGAGGAGCCCAUCUACAUCGUCACCGAGUUCAUGAGCCAAGGCAGCUUGCUGGACUUCCUAAAGGACGGGGACGGCCGCUACCUGAAGCUGCCCCAGCUGGUGGACAUGGCUGCCCAGAUCGCCGCGGGCAUGGCCUACAUCGAGCGGAUGAACUACAUCCACCGGGACCUGCGCGCUGCCAACAUCCUGGUGGGCGACAACCUGGUGUGCAAGAUCGCUGACUUCGGCCUCGCCCGCCUCAUCGAGGACGACGAGUACACGGCGCGCCAGGGUGCCAAAUUCCCCAUCAAGUGGACGGCCCCGGAGGCGGCGCUUUUCGGGAAGUUCACCAUCAAGUCGGACGUCUGGUCCUUCGGCAUCCUCCUGACCGAGCUGGUGACCAAAGGCCGGGUGCCCUACCCAGGGAUGAACAACCGGGAGGUGCUGGAGCAGGUGGAGAGGGGGUACCGCAUGCAGUGCCCGGGGAACUGCCCCCCCUCCCUGCACGAGGUGAUGGUGCAGUGCUGGAAGCGGGAGCCCGAGGAGCGCCCCACCUUCGAGUACCUCCAGUCCUUCCUCGAGGACUACUUCACGGCCACCGAGCCCCAAUACCAGCCGGGGGACAACCAGUGA
This is a messenger RNA of Cygnus atratus (black swan), 1614 nucleotides long. It is a transcript of the gene FGR, whose product is annotated as FGR proto-oncogene, Src family tyrosine kinase. The coding region runs from base 1 to 1614 and encodes 537 amino acids. Gene Ontology annotation, biological process: cell differentiation; integrin-mediated signaling pathway; cell surface receptor protein tyrosine kinase signaling pathway. NCBI's taxonomy places the organism in Eukaryota, Metazoa, Chordata, Aves, Anseriformes, Anatidae. The record is from RefSeq and is a predicted model, not a curated record. Gene Ontology annotation, cellular component: extrinsic component of cytoplasmic side of plasma membrane. Gene Ontology annotation, molecular function: non-membrane spanning protein tyrosine kinase activity; signaling receptor binding; ATP binding. The transcript has 11 exons.